This is a messenger RNA of Periconia digitata, 816 nucleotides long. The record is from the annotation of a GenBank genome assembly. Lineage: Eukaryota; Fungi; Ascomycota; Dothideomycetes; Pleosporales; Periconiaceae.
AAACUAUCAAUAAUGGCGGGCUUUAUUCAGAACAUGAUAUGGAACUCGGUCGAGGGGUUCGUAGAAGCCGGGAAGAGGACGGUGGGAGGAUAUGCUGGAGAUGCCUUGAUCAAGGCUGGAGAUGCGAUUGAGAACGGAGGCAGGAGUGUAGGAACUGGCCUCGAACGCAAAGUCUCAGGCUAUGGCAAUACCAUCUCCGGUCAAAAGUACCAAGGUUCCUCCCACUCGUCAGCACCAAAAAAGAAGGCUCUGCCAGCACCCAGCAAGCCCUCCGCACCUAAACGCUCAAAUUCCUCGCCUGCCUCAUCAGUACCCUCGAACAUGAAGCGGCUCGGACCCACCAGCUCUACGCCGUUGGGCGCAAAGAAGGUUGCAAGCGGCGGCGCCAAAUCUGCUCAAAAAUCCCUCACCAACGGUGUAAACACUGGGAAAUCUGUAGUUGGUGGCGGCUUUGGAGGUGCCAAAGGUGCUCUCGGAUCUACAGCGAACAAAGCCGCGUCUACCACUAAUCUCGCCGGCAACACCGCAUCCAAGGCUACUAAAUCGUUACCAAAACCGUAUCCCCAAAAUAACUCCGCGCUUUCGUACCCCACUGAGAAGAAGUCGGCUGUUAAGCCUGGUGCUCCUAAACCAUUCACCCCUCCUGCUUCAUCCAACUUCAACAAAAAUUCUGCUAAGAAGGAUGUGUCUCCCUACCCUGGGACGAAUACCAAGCCAGGUGAAGCCAACACUGCACCUGUGAGGCGCAAGUUCAAGCCUAUGGAGCGCGCGGCCCCACAAACUGAGCAUGGGAAGAUGCAGCAUAUCGCAGUCUAA